Messenger RNA from Elaeis guineensis (African oil palm), 580 nucleotides. RefSeq lists its product as uncharacterized. Lineage: Eukaryota; Viridiplantae; Streptophyta; Magnoliopsida; Arecales; Arecaceae. The record is from RefSeq and is a predicted model, not a curated record.
AGUGGUGGCGGGUGGGGGUGGGAAGAGCAUGGAAUGGGAAAAGGGGAAAGGAGUUUCAAAGGCGGAUCCUUUGCUAUGGACGGAGGCUGGCGGUGGCUCUCCGGAAUCGUGUCCAUCUCCGUCGGCGGCGGCGGCGGCGGUGGCGGAGGGCGAGGCCGGAGGGUCCGGCUGGCGCUGGCCCUGAUCUGCUGCUCUCCAGUCCUCCUCCCCCUGAUCUGCCUCUCCCUCCCCGUCCUCUGCAUCGCCGCUUUCUGCCUCCGGCUCCGCCAGUGGAGGAGGCCGGCCGAGCUAGGCGAGGACGUCGCCGCCGGCUUCUUGGAACGGUGCGAGGAGGGGGAGGAGGCGCAGGCGGCGGCGACGGCUGCGGCUGCGGCGGCGAUCGAAGGACGGCUGCUGCACCGGUACCUUGAGGACCAGCUGGGGCUCGUCAGGGCCGUGUGGGACUGCGACGACGGCGGCGACUUAGCGGGCUUGUAGGAACAUUGUAAAAAUUCGAUCUUUUUUUUUUUUCUUUAGUUCGAUUUUAGGGUUUUAAUUCAUAAGGAAAUUUUGAUCUUUUUUGACCCUAAUCUCUCUGUUC